UAUUCCAUAACAUUAAUGUUAUUGAUAACAUUUUUUGUACCGUACUACCGUCUGAUUUUUGAUAUUUUAUUGUAUUCUAUUAUCUAUAGUCGACUAUAGAGUUUGGCAGUCACCAAGCUUUCCGACUUCAGAUAAAUUACUAACUUUCUACUGCCAAUAAUAAUUACUGUCGUAUAAGUUAUUUCACUCACAAAUUCCGGUGAUCAGUGAUUAUUUCUCAACAUUUCAAGUACAAACGUGUUUUGGUGCUCAAGUCGUAAAUAAUAAUGGAAACAUUAAUUUUGGAAGAUUUAAGAAAUUUAGGAAAAUCCAUUUCUGCUAAAGAAUUUAAAAAAUUAAUUACUGGUGGACCAAAAUCUAUUAAGUAUACUCAGUUAGUUGAGUGGAUAACCAAGGAAAUUCAGAUACUAUUAGGACUAGAAGAACAUGUAAAUUCUAUAAGCACUGAAGCAGAUUCUAGUUCAUUUUUAUUGGAAGUUAGUAGUUUCUUAAAAGAAUCUGGUUGUUCUUAUAACAAUCUUGUUGCAGGUAACUUUGAAGAUCGUUUAAAUUCAGAUGAAAACAAAUUACUUUUAUUAGAUUAUUUAAUUGGUGAAUUAAGAGCAUCUCGAAUAUUAAAUGCUAGCACCACUAAUACCAAACGUAAUAUGCAAGUAACAUUAAUUGAAAGCAAUACAUCUAAAUAUGUUAAAGAGAUCUUAAUGACUUUAAAAUUACCUAAGCCACCUCAAGAUAUUAGCACUACUUCUUUAUUCGAAAAAGUUAAUAAAAAAUUGCAAGAACUUCUAAUAUCUGUUCCACCUGCAUUAAUUGGAAAGUCAUUAGUUUCUAAUUCAUAUAGUAGUGAACAAUGGAAAUACAUUAAUAAUAGUAUAGAACUUCUUAAUGAAGAAUUUAACGUACGAAGUAAAAUGUCAUUAACAAGACUUGACGUAACAGUACAAUCAUUUAAAUGGCCCGACAGACUAAAAAAUAAGAAACAAAAAUUGGAUGAAAUUUACCAAACUAAAUUAAAUAUAAUUAACAAAUUACCUAAUUUUUGUAUAUCUGAUUUUCUAUCGGCUAGAAAUGAUUUGGCAAUUGUUGAAAAAACUUCUAGUACAUUAGUUGUUCAAAAUACAAAUUCAUCAGUUAACAAAGUUAUGAUUGGUCAGGUGCCUGAUAGAGGUGGAAGACCAAACGAGCAACAAGCACCGCCUCCUGAAAUGCCUAGUUGGCAGCAAAGAACACAAUCACAAGGUGGUAGAGGUAGUCAAUCAAAUAGAGGUGUACAGUUCAACAAUAGAGGAGGUCGAGGUGGAAGUUCACAAACUAGAGAUAAUCAACCAUAUAGAAACUCAAACACCGGUGGUUUUCAAGGCGGAUCUAAUGUUUACCAGAUGACUGAUGGAUUUCAAUCAAUCAGUGUUGGUAAUGAAAGCAGAAAUUUUCAUCAAAACAAUAGACGAGGACGAGUGCAAGGUGGCUGGAACAAUAAUCAGUCCAGGGAUUACCAUAGCGGAAAUUUUCAUGAAGGGCAAAAUAGGACGUAUGAUAAUUAUAGUCAAGGAACCCAUCAAAAUAUGGGAUAUGAUAAUAAUAGAUUUCAAGGUACUUCAAAUGAAAGACAGUGGAGUCAAGAACCUCAUUAUGGAAAUAGUCAAGAUCAGUAUGAUGGCAAUAAUAGACAAUAUAAUGACACAAAUAAACGUGGUUAUUCCAAACGAGGUAGAGGUCAUAAUGGACAAACAUAUUACAAUCAACAAAGAAAUUAUUAAACUGAUUGAUUAAAAUUUAUUACUAAGUAAUUAAUAUGAUUGUAAACUUACCCCUUUGUUUUUAAUAAAAUUAAACUAUUAAUUCUAAGUAGGUUUAUGAUUUUGUAUAUUCAUACAAUUAAAAAAUAUAUUUUCUUUGAUUUUUUCUUAAUAUAUUUACUAUUUAGUAUAACUAAU
Molecule: messenger RNA, 1934 nt
Organism: Melanaphis sacchari
Lineage: Eukaryota; Metazoa; Arthropoda; Insecta; Hemiptera; Aphididae
Product: protein FAM98A
Exons: 3
Coding region: 267-1757 (496 amino acids)
Cellular component (GO): tRNA-splicing ligase complex
Source: RefSeq, a predicted model, not a curated record